Molecule: messenger RNA, 1721 nt
Organism: Neohortaea acidophila
Lineage: Eukaryota; Fungi; Ascomycota; Dothideomycetes; Mycosphaerellales; Teratosphaeriaceae
Exons: 3
Coding region: 311-1471 (386 amino acids)
Cellular component (GO): mitochondrion
Source: RefSeq, a predicted model, not a curated record
GAGCUGCAACCAGACCCGGCAGUACAACGGUACCUCGAGCAGGAACCUGUGAGCAGCGGUGGGACUUGAAUGCACACGACUUGACCUCGACCACUCCGGACCUCUCACCUACACCCACCUCCCUACUUCAGCUCCAUUCCCUGCUGGCCCCCGACUUCGGCCGCCCUGGGCAGUUUUAUUUCAGCAUCACAGGGACUGGGCGUGUUUGCAUCACUCCACCACCCCCGCCCCCGCCUAGCCGUCAUUCAUUCGGUGCAAGAGCUCGAGAAGACUACACACAUACUCCCCCAUCGGGUUCUGGCGGCCCAGCAUGUUUUCCAAACGCCUAAUCACUCGUUGCUGCAACGCGCCUGUUAUCUCCUCCUCGAAAUCCCUCCUCCGCCCCCUCAGCACCACCCAAUGCCUCCAACGUACCCCCUCCAUGGCCGACAUCCAGCCGGGCACCAUCGCCGAGUUCGACGCGAAGCAACAACGCUUCCGGGCGGAACUCGCGGAGAAAACGAAGAAACAACGCGAAGCCGAACGUGCGUCUGCAUUCAAGUCCACCCCUGCCGCAGCUGAGUCCUCUUCUACCUCCCCCCCUCCCUUGACUUCUGCUUCUGCCAUCUCUUCCGAUGCCGUGCAUGACAACACGCAAGACAUCCAUCAAGGGCUAGGCUCACUUUCCACCGUGUUUACAGGCGACGCGGCGCGCAAGGCAGACGAUGCUGCCAACCCCUCACGGAAACCCGGACGAUUUAGCAGCUUGAUCUACGGCACCGAGGAAGGGCGCGAGAUGGACCGCGAGAUCGAGCGCAGCUUCAGCCAGGUGCUGGCGCGCGGCAAGUACGUGCACAGCAUUGUCUUCCACGAGGUCAAGCCGGAUAAGGUGGAUGAGUACGUGGAGCUGGUGGGGAGCUGGUAUCCGCGCGUUGCGAGCAUGCCGGAGAACAAUGUGCACCUUGUCGGCAGCUGGCGGACGGAGGUUGGAGAUUGUGAUACGUUUGUGCACAUCUGGGAAUACCAGCGCUACGAAGGCUACCAUGCCUCUCUCUACAACAUCCAACACCACCCCGAAUUCAAAGCCUUCGACGCCAAACUCAAGACGCUUAUCAAUCGCAAGGACCUCUCUCUGAUGCAGGAAUUCCGCUUCUGGCCGACCACCCCGCCUCGUCAGUUGGGCGGUGUCUUUGAGCUGCGCUCGUACACGCUGCAGCCGGGCAAUCUGCUGGAGUGGGAGACACAUUGGCAGAAAGGACUGGCGGCACGAAGGGAGGUGAUGGAAGGUGUUGGUGCGUGGUUCGUGCAGAUUGGCGAGCUGAACGUCGUCCACCACCUCUGGCAGUUUGCAGAUCUCGAAGAGCGAAGAGCGCGACGCGAGGAGAGCUGGAGCGUGCCCGGAUGGGGCGAGACGGUGCACAAGACGGUGCCGCUGAUCCAGACGAUGAAGAGCCGCAUCAUGGUACCCCUGCCUUGGAGUCCCAUUGCUUGAGGAGGCAAGUGGAUAAGUUGUAUCGACGGACGAGCAGGCAAGCACGACGUGGCAUUCUUGCAAAGCGAGAGAGACAGGCCGUAUAGACAUGUGCUGCGAGGCUUUUACAUCACAAGAGGAGAAUGAGGCAGACUCGACCUGCACAAGAUGCAUUGCAUCGUGGACACCUGAGGCAGAGUGACUUGCGUAGCAUCAGUUACAGAUCAUUGAAUGAUGCAGAUUCGACCAUCGUAAACCAAUUGCAUGUGUG